AUGGCUGACACUGUGUCAGUGUCGGGUCACAGACCCCGCUGCUUCUUUGACAUCAGCAUUGGAGAACAGGAAGUUGGACGUAUUGUUUUUGAGCUGUUUGCUGAUGUCUGCCCCAAGACUUGUGAGAACUUCAGAGCCCUAUGUACAGGUGAGCUGGGCACUAGUGAGAAGACUGGCAACACACUUCAUUACAAGGGCUCCCUGUUUCAUCGAGUGGUCAAAGAUUUUGUCAUCCAAGGUGGAGACUUCACCAAAUUUGAUGGCACCGGUGGGGAGUCUAUCUAUGGAGGAGUAUUCUCUGAUGAGAACUUCCAACUGAAACAUGACAAGGAGUUCCUCCUGUCCAUGGCAAACAGAGGCAAGGACACAAACGGCAGUCAGUUUUUUAUCACAACCAAGGCCACUCCACAUUUAGACAACAUCCAUGUUGUGUUUGGUCAAGUCUUGAGUGGACAAGAUGUGGUCAGAGCAAUAGAAAACCUGUCUGUAGAUCAGAAAAGUCGACCAACUUCAGAUGUGAAAAUUACCAACUGUGGCGAGCUGGUUCUGCAGCUCAAGAGUAAAU
Candidula unifasciata is the source of this 565-nucleotide messenger RNA. NCBI's taxonomy places the organism in Eukaryota, Metazoa, Mollusca, Gastropoda, Stylommatophora, Geomitridae. The record is from the annotation of a GenBank genome assembly.